Molecule: messenger RNA, 1107 nt
Organism: Schizosaccharomyces cryophilus OY26
Lineage: Eukaryota; Fungi; Ascomycota; Schizosaccharomycetes; Schizosaccharomycetales; Schizosaccharomycetaceae
Exons: 2
Coding region: 1-1107 (368 amino acids)
Source: RefSeq, a predicted model, not a curated record
AUGAGCUACAACGAUAUAGAAAAAUUAAUCUACUUCAACAAUCACUUUCUGUCUGAAUUACCAGAACCCCACGCUGUUUUUAACAAUUCUUUAUGUUUUGAAAACUUUAAAACUUCAAACACACUACCAUUUGAAAACCCAUCAGACUGUUACUCUCUGCAUACUGCUUGGGAUAAUAAUGCAGAAUUUCAUGCUGAGGCAGGUGGUAUCGAAAAUUCGCGUGAUGCCAGUGGUCCUCUACAGGAUGUUAAAGAAUAUUUGAAAGAUGAUUUACAUGACGGUUCGGAGGCAGAAAAUGGAAGAACAAGCAGCAAACUAUUAAAUCAUAAUACCAUCGAAGAGAAUCAUUCCGAAACGUCCAUGGACAGAGCUCUUCAAUCAAACAACUCCAUUUAUAAUAUUCUUUCAAUUACGCCCUCGAAUUCAAAGAUCGCCAUUGAAAGUCAAGUCGGAAAUCGUCCUCAUUUUAGUGAUUUCCCAACCGCCAAAGAAAAUCGAUGUCUCUUACUAACAGCUCCCAGUGAAAAACCAGUCAGUGAUAGCAAUGAAUCAUGCCCGAUCACUAUGAAACAAAGAAAUGCCUGUACCCGUCAUUAUCUACCAUAUACCCCGAUUCAUCCAAUGUUCCCUUCAUUUUACUCUCAAUUACCUAAGCUUUCUCUGUUCCCCCUUCCCAAAUAUCCUUUGGAAGAAGAUGUCAAAUACAUCAAGUCCUGUCCCAUAGACGAUUACUAUUUGCCCAGAUAUACCCGUGGCCAGGGUAAGAAAAAAGAAGGCCUUUGCCCAAUUUGUUGUUUCCAGAAGAAAAUCGUUUGGCUUCGCACAAAAACUAGCGCAUUCUGGUAUCACAUGAACUUUUUACACGGUAUUCAUAGUAAAGGAAGACCUUAUCAUCCGCCCAUUGAAUUUCGUACAAUUCCUGUUCGAAAGGUAAAGAGUAUCGUCGGACUACCUGACAGGCGUCAAAUCGUUCAGGGGAAAUGCCAUCAAUGCAAACGUUGGAUUCGUUGCCAGGGUCGAAAAGAUGUCAAAGUAAAAGUUCCUGAGAUAUUUUGGUGGAAACAUGCACACAAAUGCCAUUCAGUAGACCCGAAUAACUUAACUUAA